Molecule: messenger RNA, 2660 nt
Organism: Ostrinia furnacalis (Asian corn borer)
Lineage: Eukaryota; Metazoa; Arthropoda; Insecta; Lepidoptera; Crambidae
Gene: Bcat
Product: Branched chain amino acid transaminase
Exons: 8
Coding region: 644-1927 (427 amino acids)
Biological process (GO): L-valine biosynthetic process; L-leucine biosynthetic process
Cellular component (GO): mitochondrion
Molecular function (GO): branched-chain-amino-acid:2-oxoglutarate transaminase activity
Source: RefSeq, a predicted model, not a curated record
UUAACUGAAACAUGAUGCAACCGUAGUUUUGUGUUACGGGUACUGUUUUAUACCGACAUGUAAUGUACGUUAUUUGGGAAGCCUUACUUUCUUCGGGCUAUGAUUAAGUAUGUUAAAUAAUUCUUAAUGUAAAUUGGUGUCGUUGUGCGUAAAUAAGCGUUUAUUCGCCAGUGAUAUUAACAUAUUCAUUUAAAUGUGAAUGAGGUGAGGAUGGAUGCUCGGUGACCUAAUACAGACAUGUCACUCGAACUCGCACCGCCACGACACCCGGAGUCCUACCCGUAAUCCCUAGUGCGCACAAUCUAUCACUAAAUAACAUACUAUAAUCAUUGAAUGCGUAAUCGUUAUUUUGAUUAAAUUCUGCGUUAUCAAAUAAUAUUUUAUAAUUUGUGUUGAUUAUAACUACGUCAUAGGUCAGCCCACAAUCUUAUCAUUUACUGUUUAAAUGUUUGUGCUUUACAUCCAGUGAAGUCAGUUAACUUCGAGCCAGUUAUGAAAGUACAUCUUCUAAAUAUUUUUUUGAGAAGUAGUUUGCUUUGAUAAAAUUACCGAAAAUUUAAAGUGAAAAGUAUCUAAUACUUUUGUGUAUAAAAGUUUUCUGAUUUUAAAUUAUUAUUUAAAGAAUAUCAGUGUGGAACUUAAAAUGCCUUUGCGUCGGAGCAAGGUUCUAGUGAAAUGGAUAUUCGAGAACCAGCACAAGUUGCAGACAGUGCGGUGCUGCAGCUCCUCGCUGCGGUACAAGGAGCUUGAGGAGAGCGCGGCGGCGGCGCCCGAGCCCGCGCCCGCGCCCGCCCCCAAGCCACGCCCCGAUAUCACGCCUGAAAUCUCGUUCAAGUCCGAUGACCUGCAGGUCAGGCUCGCCGCGCCCUAUCAGCUACAGCCGAAGCCAGAAGCGGCGGACCUCGGAUUCGGGAAGUUCUUCACCGAUCACAUGCUCAAAGUACCUUAUCAGAAACAACUGGGCGGGUGGCAGAAACCAGAAAUAAUGCCCUUUGAAAAUUUAAGCAUACACCCGGCAGCUAAAGCUCUUCAUUACGCAAUACAGCUGUUCGAAGGAAUGAAAGCAUACCGCGGCAGAGACGACAAGAUCCGGUUGUUCCGGCCAGAUCUUAAUAUGGAACGAAUGAACCUCGCGGCGCAGCGCUCGGGGCUGCCCACGUUUGACGGCGAUGAGCUCAUCAACUGCAUCAAGCGCCUCGUGCAGAUCGACCAGGAAUGGGUCCCGCACUUGGAAACCUCCAGCCUGUACAUACGACCUACAUUAAUAGGUGUUGAGCCGACAUUCGGCAUCCAGGCGCCGGAGCAGGCGCUCCUGUUCGUGAUCCUGAGCCCCGUGAGCGCGUACUACAAGACGGGCGGCGACGGCGCCGUGUCCAUCUACGCCGACCCCAACGUGGUGCGAGCCUUCCCGGGAGGCGUCGGCAACCGCAAGGUCGGCUCCAACUAUGGACCAACCAUAGAGGCGACGGCCCGUGCGGCAAAGAUGGGACACCACCAAGUAUUAUGGCUCUUCGGACCCAACCACGAGUUGACUGAAGUGGGAGCUAUGAAUGUAUUCAUGGUUUACAUCAACGAUCAAGGAGACAAACAGUUGAGUACGCCGCCACUGAACGGGCUAAUCCUGCCGGGAGUGACGCGGCGAUCCAUUCUGGAGCUGGCCAGCCAGUGGGAGGACCUCACGGUCAAGGAGGAGGUCAUCACCAUGAACCGCGUCGUCGAGUUGAACGAACAAGGACGACUUCUGGAGAUGUUCGGCGCGGGCACGGCGGUGGUGAUCAGCCCCAUCAGCCGGGUGGGCUUCCUGGAGCAGAACAUCGCCAUCCCGACCAUGAGCCAGCCGCAGCCUGUCUACCGGCGCGUGCGCGACACGCUGCUCGCCAUCCAGUAUGGACACAUAGACCACCCCUACGCCCGCGUCAUAUCCUGAGCCCAACCCCAGUGCACCGACACCGAGCGUUGUGCCCAAUAAAUAUUCACGAGACAUUCUAUGCCGGACGAUUGUGUGUGUGUGCUAGGUAUUUACGAUAAACUGAGGUUACGCGAAACGAGUGUGCGGGCUGAAACUUUUUGAAUUCGGCGCGCUCUAUCGCGUGUUCGAUAUCGCCGCAGCCCCUCGCCGGGCCUUGUGAAUGUUUAAUAUUUAUUCGUUACCGUCCUUGCGUCGGGUGACCGCCGCUUUGUGAACUUGUGGUGCGGUUCGUGGCGAUUUAAAUUUUAGAAAUUGUCGUCUAGUUUUUUACUAUGAAAUGUGAGCGACUCGACGUUGUUUAUUAUACUAAAAAGUAGGAAACGAUGGUUGCGAGAUCGUUGACAAACGGACUAAUUAAGAUUUUAGGACAAUGUGUGCAAAAGCACACAGCGAAGACGACGCUUAGGACUGUACUAUAUGUAGGAAUUGUUUUAUGUAACUUAUUCUAUAAUAAUGUGGAGUUUUUGUAAAUAUUACAAUAUGUAUAGUAGAUGACUAGGCUUAGGUAAAGAUACAUAUCAAAUAAUGAUUCUAAUUGGAAAACCACUGAUACCUUAUCUGUUAUUCUGCCGAGUCAUUAAUCAGGUUAAUUAAGAAAUUGUGACUUUUGCAGCAAUGCAAACGUCUCGAUCAAGUCUCGAUACAGCAGCAAUACAAUCUUUUAAAUAGUCUACAUUUGCAGCUUUAAUUU